CAUUUUACUCAUUAUCAUCAGGGACACAUUUUGUUUGCGUUUUCAUGUGACGUCACAAGGGUGAAGAGUGGAUUUAAGCUGGCUUUAUUUGGUCUGUAAUCCCUCAUAGCAAUCUGAAUGAGUAAAAUGUUCAGAGUUCAGAGCGGAUCAGCUUCACUGGAUUAUCACAAGCCCCUGCCUCCCCCACACCAACCCUCCCCUUGUUAAAAUUUUUCUUCCUGUCUCUCUGUUUUUUCUCUUUUUCUUUCCCUCUGUCUGUUCACGCUUGUCGCUUUGCAUUGCCAGAAUGGAGUAGUAAGGCAGGCUUCGGCUACCAACAUUAUUUGUGAGAGUGCAUGGUGUCCUCUUUCCUGCUUCCAUCACCACCAGCAGUGUUUCCCAGAUUAAUUAUUCACUGAUCGCCAAGCAAGAGGAGCCAUUUGAUAGCCAGACCUUGCCACUGUGAUAGAGACGGGAGACAGAUAUUACAACUCGACCUUCAGGUGAAAAGCAGUACUUCUGUUUACAUUUUUUUCUUUCACCCUUCUUCCUCACACCACUUGACAACAUCUUGCAACUAGAAACUUAAAGGAAAACCUUUCUAAUUUUUUCUUCCCUGCAAGUAAGGUAUAUCUCUUCCUCAUGUUGAUCUCCAGUAAGCAGUUGCCGAUCGGCCGCUCCCAGAGCUGGGACACGCUGGGUGGGAAUGAGGGUCAUUGGGAGCGCAGUGAUGGUGUUUACGAGCAGCAGGCCCGGAUGGCUGGUCGACGCAACUCGCUGAGCUAUGGAGCGGAUGUGGGAGGGGGAUGGUAUGAGCCACCGCCUGGAGUGCGUCCCCCUGACCUGGAUUUGAAACGGGAGCAAGACUCCUACCAGGAAUCUCUUUACAAUCAGGGAUAUUUGGAUCGUCCGGACCCCCGUAACAUUAGAAAGAGUUCCGUUCCUGAGUUGAACAGCCAUUACGACCGGUCACCCAUGGCUCACCGUGGUUCCCUGCCACCCCACGACUACUAUCAGCAAGACUCAGGCAUGCCACCACGAACAACCGAGGGUUUUUAUCGUGGAGAGCAACCUCAUUCUCUUAAUAGGUCAUCUUCACAUUAUGGAAUGAUGGCUGGUCCUCGGCAAUUGUGGGAACACAGCUCAGGAAGUCGGCCUGGUUCUGCUGCCCCAACACCUGCCAUACCUCCUCCCCCACCUCCAACUGCUCAGGACAUGGGUCGUAUUUAUAGAGAAGCGUCUCUGCCUGGACCUCCACAUUCUACUCCUGGCAACAAAAUGAUGCAGGAUGGGCAGCGCAUUCCAAGCCGUGCACCAUCUCCAGCUCGUUAUUUUAUGGAGCCAAAUUCUCCCCGUUAUGGUGCUGAGCCACCUGCCUCUCUAACUAGCCAUCCAGUCUACAGUGAUGUUAACGGAAGGCAGAUUGAUCCUCAUCAGCCAACCCCCACCUGCCUGGUGGUUGAACCAGUUGCUCAAGGAAUGGAUGGAACUGCCCGAGGUAUGGUCAUGCAUCCAGAAAACCCCUCACAAUACACCAUACAACCACAACAGCAAGCCCAACACCAGGCUCAACAACAAGCACAGCAACAAAUGCAACAACAAAUACAGCAACAGCAAAUGCAGCAGGUUCAGCCAGUCCAGCAAAUGCAGCAAGUUCAGCCAGUGCAACAAAUGCAGCAAGUUCAGCCAGUGCAACAAAUGCAGCAAGUUCAGCAAAUGCAGCCCAAUCAGCCAGUGCAGCAAGUUCAUCAGGUACCACAGGUUCAGCCAGUGCAGCAAGUUCCACACGUGCAACCCAUGGCACCCCCAAACCCUGUCUAUACUCCAGCUCCCCCUGUAGCUGCUGCCCCAGUAAACACUCCAGGUGUGGCCAAUAUUCCUGCUCCGUUACCUCAAAUUCCAGCUCAGCCUUUUACUGCUCCUCUUCCCACUGUUCCUCAGACCCCAGUGGCUCCUGUAGACCCUAAAAAGAAUGCGGACCCUGAGUUUCUGGCAUUGCUGCAAAAAGAGGGCCUCUCAGAAAGCACUAUCACCUCUCUACUGCAGCAGGGCUUUGACUCCACUGCAAUGCUGGCUGUAAUGGAGGAAAAUGAUGUCCGUUCUGUAGCUCCAAACUUAGGACAAGCUCGUGUUCUGUCACGUGUUGUGCUUUGUUGCAAGCGACCACCUGAAAUCCUUCAUUCUACCCCCCUGCAUCCCAAUGCUCCGGCCCGUGGCAGAUCCAACAGCUUUAGCCAUCGCAGUGACAUUUACAUGCACCAGCCACCACCCUUGACUCCAGGCAUGGAGUCCCAGUAUAUGCAGCCACCCUCUACCCCCAUGCAGACUAUAUCUCCAAGGAUGGGUGAAGGUUACAGUCGCAGACCCAGCAGUGCUCCCUCCCAGCAACUUCUUGAGACCAGUGGGUAUCCUGGAGCCAGGUCUGUAGGAGCAUACAGUGGUGCUGUGGUUCCAGUCCAGCCUCGCACUUUGUCAGGCUACAAUCCUCAUGCUGGCCUUCCCAUGUCACAUAUGACUGCAAUGUCCCAACAGGUAGCCAUUCCAGCACAUCUACCAGGAAUGCCACCACAAAUGACAGCUUUGCAGGGACCAAUCCAUGCAAUGCCACAGUCAUUUCCAGCAGUUCCCCAACCAAUGACUGUUCCUGCUUUGGCACCACAGCAGGCUCCGAAGGCAUAUACCACCAACUAUACUGUACCAAUGGAGUUGAUGAAGAGGGAUCGAAGCUUGGCUACAAUGUCGCCCAUGCCUAGUCCCAAUGCAAGCCCACAAGUACUACGGAAGGCUGGAAUGUCCUCAGACAGAGCACUAGUACCCGUUGGUGGUUCCGUCCAAGGCCAAAAUGUGAGUCUGUCUAAUCAGAAGCUCAGCCGGCGUACUGGACCUCCGGUCAUUGUCUCCACUAUGGCAUCGCCAGACACAAGUAUAAGGCCGCAAAUCAUGAACGGUCCGAUGCAUCCUCGGCCGCUGGUCGCUCUGCUGGACGGGAGAGACUGUACCGUAGAGAUGCCCAUCCUGAAGGAUUUAGCCACUGUGGCGUUCUGUGACGCUCAGUCAACGCAGGAAAUACAUGAGAAGGUUUUGAAUGAGGCGGUGGGGGCGAUGAUGUACCACACCAUUACUCUUACCAGAGAAGAUCUGGAGAAAUUUAAAGCCCUCCGAAUCAUAAUCCGCAUCGGUAGUGGAUACGACAAUAUCGACAUUAAAGCAGCUGGAGAGAUGGGUAUUGCGGUGUGUAAUAUUCCAUCAGCUGCUGUGGAGGAGACGGCAGACUCAACGCUGUGCCACAUCCUGAACCUGUACCGGAGGAACACCUGGCUGUACCAGGCCAUGCGCGAGGGCACACGGGUCCAGAGCGUGGAGCAGAUCAGAGAGGUGGCGUCAGGGGCCGCCCGCAUCAGAGGAGAAACACUCGGACUUAUUGGCUUUGGCCGAUCGGGACAGGCUGUGGCUGUUCGAGCGAAAGCGUUUGGCUUCAGUGUGAUCUUUUAUGACCCGUACCUGCAAGACGGUUUAGAGCGAUCGCUGGGCGUCCAGAGAGUUUACACCUUACAGGACCUCCUGUACCAGAGCGACUGUGUGUCCCUCCACUGCAACCUCAACGAACACAAUCACCACCUCAUCAACGACUUCACCAUCAAGCAGAUGCGACAGGGAGCAUUUCUAGUCAACACAGCACGAGGCGGUCUGGUAGAUGAAAAGGCCCUGGCUCAGGCUCUCAAAGAGGGCAGGAUACGGGGGGCCGCCCUGGACGUCCACGAGUCUGAACCCUUCAGUUUUUCUCAGGGUCCUCUGAAGGACGCCCCCAAUCUGAUCUGCACCCCUCACACAGCGUGGUACAGUGAGCAGGCCUCACUAGAGAUGAGAGAGGCCGCGGCCACUGAGAUCCGCAGGGCCAUCACCGGUCGUAUUCCAGACAGUCUCAGAAACUGCGUCAACAAAGAGUUUUUUGUGACUACAGCGGCAUGGGGGGUGAUGGAGCAGCAGGUACAUCCAGAGCUCAACGGCGGCGCCUACAGGUUUCCUCCUGGUGCGGUGGGUGUGUCUCCUGGUGGCAUGGGUGGACAGAUCGAGGGCAUGAUGCCCGGGGCCCAUCCCCUGCCGCCGGGCACCCAGCCCAGCCUCGCCCCGUCCCCCACCCAGCUCCUCAAACACAACGACCAUAGAGAACACCUCGCCAAGUCAUAACCACCUGAUCACUGAUCGACAGUCAUUCAGCAAAACUGCAAAUCAAAGAGACUAAGAGACAGUGAACGGGUGAACAAGCAAUCAGCUGCCGCUAGCUGCACCGGAGACAUGCUUCACGGACGUCUCUCCACCGUCUUGUUUUCAUUUUCAGUGUUUUUCCAUUCAUUUCCGUUGUUUCUGUUGUUCUUGUGAGGGGAGGACAUAAUUUCCACCUGUUUUUGAAACAGGUGGGCGGUGCUUUCUUUGUUGGGGGCGUGGCAUGACAUAAUGGCCACACCUCUUUCUUGUGCACCAAUUACAGAGUUCGAAACGUUGACAGUUAUCAGAUGCCAUGCACUUGUCUUCUUCCUCUUCGCCUUAUUUGGGCCCCUAAACAAAACUCAUAACUGUUUCUUUCUUUACAUCCACAGAAUUAGUGCUUGUCUUUGUUUGAAUGUUAAAAGUGCUUGAUAAUGAAAAAAUAUAUAUACAGUGUAUCUAUUAAGAGAACAGAGAGGUAAAGGACGGUCUUGGGCAAAAAUGAAGAUGAAUUAUUAGCUUUUCCAACAUUUUGCAUAGCUGAUCUCUUGUUUACAGAAUUGCACAAAUUCAACAAGCACCAGCUCAGAAACAAGUCCUCUUCAAGACCCAAGAGCACACUAUUUUACUGAUAUAGCCAUUCAUUUCAGUUCAAAAUGAGUUUGCAGGAUUUCAAAUACAAAUUUGGUUUUAAGAUGUCCUAUUCCAAAAUCUUCAAUUUGGAUUUGAGUGAACGUCACCUGUGAGGGACAUCAUUUUGUUUUUGUGUUUGCUUUCAAAUAAAGAAAAGAAAAAAAAAUGAUAGAUGGCAGCUCACAUAGAAAAAGGGACUGGAGUGAAAAACCGCCCCUGUCUCAGGAAGAACAUUUACCGGUUACUCCAAAACACUCAACUAAAUACUCGCUCCUUCCCAUCAGCCUACCCGAGGUAUUUUUAUAGAUCUGCCAUCCAGUGCGUUUUUGGUGUUGAAUGUAUGGCAGUUAAAUUAGAUUUGUAUUGUCUAGUUUAAUGUUUUUGUAACCAUACUUGCCUGUGAUCCUCUCCCUGUUCCUUUUCAUUUUGGGUUCUUUAUGUGGAAGCGCACUGUUCGGAGCUCAUUGUGUUGUUUAUAUGCAAUAUUCUGAGGUCCUCGGCCAACUCUAGUCAGGUUGGUUCUGGAACUGUAGGUUUGGUUUUUAGUGUGAGUAUUUGUAUUUGUUUAUUGUACCGAGGUGAACAUUUAGCAUACAGUACAGUUCAAAUAAAAAAAUACCAUUCUGUCUUUC
Molecule: messenger RNA, 5450 nt
Organism: Carassius auratus (goldfish)
Lineage: Eukaryota; Metazoa; Chordata; Actinopteri; Cypriniformes; Cyprinidae
Gene: ctbp2a
Product: C-terminal binding protein 2a
Exons: 9
Coding region: 622-4167 (1181 amino acids)
Biological process (GO): regulation of transcription by RNA polymerase II
Cellular component (GO): nucleus
Molecular function (GO): transcription coactivator activity; oxidoreductase activity, acting on the CH-OH group of donors, NAD or NADP as acceptor; transcription corepressor activity
Source: RefSeq, a predicted model, not a curated record